Messenger RNA from Sorghum bicolor (sorghum), 1017 nucleotides. Its product is annotated as basic proline-rich protein-like. The coding region runs from base 1 to 1017 and encodes 338 amino acids. The transcript is spliced from 4 exons. The record is from RefSeq and is a predicted model, not a curated record. NCBI's taxonomy places the organism in Eukaryota, Viridiplantae, Streptophyta, Magnoliopsida, Poales, Poaceae.
AUGCAAUGCAAGUGCGCGGAAGGAGAGUGUUUUCUAAAAAAACAAAAUCCUCCUUAUUAUAUAUCCCCACCCCCGCGCUGGCCCGCCCCCAAACCCCCAAACCCGCCGCCGCCCGUGCCCCACCCCCGCGCUAGGACCCCGUGCGCCGCCGCCCGCGCCCGCGCCCACCCCCGCCCCUGGACGCCGUCUGCCGCCGCCCGCGCCCACCCCCGCCCCUGGACGCCGUCCGCCGCCGCCCGCGCCCCACCCCCGCCCCUGGACCCCGUGCGCCGCGGCCCGCUCCCACCCCCGCCGCUGGACGCCGUCUGCCGCCGCCGGCCGACACCGCCCCUGGCCCGCCCCUCCCCUGCACACGCGCCCGCCGCACGCGCGCCCGCCGCGCACACGCCACCCGCCUCUCACCUGCACGCGCGCCCGCCGCGCACACGGCACCCGCUCGCCGCGCGAGCCUCCUCCUGCUUCGACGAGCUGCGUGGAUCGACGAGCACUCGUGCAGGGAUCCGGCUUUGGGCCCCGUGGAUCGACGAGCCGCUGCCUCCUCCUCCCGGAUCCGCUGGCUCCGGUUUGCUCCUCGGCUCUAGAUCUGGAAGAGCAGGACCUGUCGGAGGGGACUCGGAGCACCUUGGCACAGCACCACCUCGCCACUGCACCGUCUCGCCACUGCGCCAUGACUGUAAGAACUCAAAAAGAAAACUGCCCAGAGAGAUGUGGAAAGAUAUUCACAAGAAUGGAUUCAUGCCAAACUAUACCCGCUGGACCUUGCAUGGUGAGCGUGAUCGUAUGACAGCGAAGGAUGUGAGAGCACGCCUCGAGUAUUUUGAUGAAGAUGCCGGGGUGGCCGACAUGAUGGUAGACAUCAACGUGGCAUGUGACAAUGAAGGAUCGGUGGAGGAGGAUCCAGAGGAAACUGCAAAGGCGUUCUACUUGAUGAUGGAUUCGGCACAAAAGCCCCUUCACGAGAAUACAACAAUGUCGCAACUCGAUGGCAUUGGACGCCUUUUAGCGUUGAAGUCAUAG